This is a messenger RNA of Ostertagia ostertagi, 354 nucleotides long. The record is from the annotation of a GenBank genome assembly. Lineage: Eukaryota; Metazoa; Nematoda; Chromadorea; Rhabditida; Trichostrongylidae.
AUGGCGCAGUUACCGAAGUUAAAGAUCAAGGUAUUGCUCUAUUUUAUAUCACAGAGCUCGAAAUUAUCAUAUACUCAAAACCAGCUGAAGUAUGUCAGUGUGGAAGCUGUUGGGCGUUUCUGUGUCACAGGAAAUAUCGAAGGCCAGUGGUACCUGGCCAAAAAGGAACUUGUGUCACUUUCGGAACAACAGCUCCUCGAUUGUGAUACCGUUGACUGGGGAUGUAGCGGUGGACUGCCUAUCAACGCUUACCAGGAGAUCAUUCGCAUGGGCGGCCUGGAAUCGGAAGACGAUUACCCGUACGAAGCGAAGGAAAAGCAAUGUCAUCUUAUCCGCUCGAAUAUUCUCCGUUAG